Molecule: messenger RNA, 903 nt
Organism: Dioscorea cayenensis subsp. rotundata (Guinea yam)
Lineage: Eukaryota; Viridiplantae; Streptophyta; Magnoliopsida; Dioscoreales; Dioscoreaceae
Exons: 5
Coding region: 124-660 (178 amino acids)
Source: RefSeq, a predicted model, not a curated record
AGUUUUCCUCUCUAGAUCAGCAAAGCACACACACACACACAGACAAUUACAUGUCUACAAAUGAGAGCUAAAAGAGCAUCAUAGCACCACAAAAAUUGACAAAGAAAAACAACAGCCAUAGCCAUGGCUCAAACUCUUCUUCAUCCUCUGAUCAGCCCUCCCAAUCUCAAACUCUUCUCUUCAUGUAAGUCUCGGCCCCAGUCCCCCAUCGUAUCGAUUCGUAAACUCCAGUCAUUAGUAUUACAAGCAUCAAAAGAUGAUGCGGAAGUUAGGAACUCUGAUGUUUUAUCUUCAUCCAAUCCUCUCCUCUCUCUCAUUAAUGCACCCUCUUGGGUAACAUGGCUAACAAGUGCUUCUGUUGUUCUAUCAAUACCAUUCUACAGAAGAAUAAGAAAAGCACAAGAUCAAGUAGAGGUUAUGGUGGAUAAGGUGGCAGAUGAAAUGGAGAAUGUGGCUGAGAAGGUGGAGAAAAUAUCUGCUGAUAUGGCUGAGGCAUUGCCUGAGGGAACAUUGAAAGAAAUGGUUUUGAAUGUAGAGAAAACAGCCGUUGCUGUAGAGGAGGGUGCUAAAAAGACUCAUAUUUUAAUUGAAAAGUUGGAUAAAAUUGAGGCUGAAGUAGAUGAACUGGUUGAUCCUUUGGCAAAAGGAGAAGCUACAUGAAAGGAAGAGAUCAGGGAAAGCAGGAGAGUUGGAUUGAAGGACAUAAAUGAAACAUUAAUUGAUGGUGUUUGGUCUUUGGUGAUUGUGAGCACAAGUGGUUGAAAUAUUUGUGAUUCUUUGGUGGAUGCCCAAAAACUUUAGCUCUCUUAAUUAUGUGAACUUAUUUUCAUUGUCCUUUUUGCAAUGUGAUCAAAUUUCUCUAUUUUAUAUGGAUUUAUAAUUGAAGUUUUUUGAGUCUGAUUA